AUGACGGAAGAAAGUCCGAACGCUGAAGGAACGGACCAUGAUGAUCAAAAUUCUACGUGGGCCAAAUGGAUGAGUGCACCACUUAGGGGAUUCUUUAAUCAGGCAAACAAUAACGGAACCAACCCGGAAGAGUCUAAAAGGAGCGAUGAGCAAGUACCUACUCCCUGGCUCUCAGGCUUGGCACAACGAUUGCCGUCAUUCUCUUUUCCGCCGCAGGAUGAGGCAGUGGACAUCAAAGAUUUGGCUGACUACGCAAAUCUCAACGCUAAACAAAUUCAGCUGUUGGAGCUUGAGGCACAACAGGGCAUUGUAAAGAAAGCUGAUACGUGGUGUUGGUUUGAAGAUAUAACCAGCUCUUCAAGCGCUGAUCUUACCUUACAGCAGCCGGGAGAGCUGAGCGUAUAUAAUACUGGUUCAUCAGUGUGUCCUCUACCGCUUACCAAGUUUCCUAUUUCAAAAUCUGACUGUCCUCGCUUUAUGGUUGAAAAUUCGACUCUCUUACCGAACACAGUUCCAGAAGAGCUGUAUCAUGAGCGCAAUACGUUUAAUAAAGUUGUCACCGCCUUUAGGAAUUACUACAACUUCCCAAGCGAAAGGCACACAUACCUUAGAAGUGGACCCGCGCAUUCAAGGCUUAAAGAGAAGAAAGUUGUAGUCAUCUCUUUUGUGGGUAAUUUGCCGGAUAGAUAUCGGAAGAUUACUCUUGGGAAGAUGUGUUCUGCAAGGCACCUCUCAUUGAAACUAUCGGCGUCUUUAAAGGAUUUUUCGCCUCAACAAGUUUUGGCUUUUUCCUUGGAAGUUCCACUCGAUCAGAAGCCGCUGGAAGAGUGCUUUGAAGAGUGUACGCAGUUACUGAAAAAUUGGCGCCAUCAGUUUGAUGGAACAUGUCUACUACUGUUUAACGGAUUAUACCACAGUGUCCCGCUUCAAAUCAUGGUUGCAAAACGAAUGCUGGAAGAUGCGCACGGCUUUGGUAUGAAGCAAGUUCCGUCGGUAGGAUUGCUCUGUCUUGAAUCAUGCUUAGGCGGAUAUCAAUUCUGGGAUCAUAGUUCUGACAUAACCAUAGACCCAGCGUCCGCCAACUACCAAGCCAAUAGGGAAAAGGUUUUGUUUCAAGGUUGCACCCGCAUCCAACAGGAAAUUUUGAGCCAAAUAUCCGAAUACAAAGAUCUAAACUCUCCAAAGUCAAAGCAAGUUCGGGAAGCUCUUGACUGGCUAUUUCAAAAUUGCGCUAGCGCUAAGUUGGUACUUAUGGGAAAACUGUAUGAGAGUUUUAUGACGGUAGGCCAAAAACUUGCAAUAGACUAUCAACAUCCAAAUAUUAUAAGGCAUGUAUGGCUCUCUGGUUCAGAUUUGGGGAUGGACCUGAAAAAAGCGGACAAGUUUCUUCCAACUAAAGAUGAGUUUUCGGCGCAGCCGUUUUUCCAUCAGCGACAGCUUGAUAUUCCCAAAGACCGGCUUUUUGAGAUUUGUUUGAUAAGAGACCUUAUUACGGCAGUAAACCUAGGCUAUGAAGAAGCCGCGAUUAUGACGAAAAUGAUAAGUCCCUUUUUUAUAUCUCGAUCAUUUAACCAGCAUACGCUUCCCGCAACACUAAAGAAACAACAGCAAUAUGAGCUCAAAGCCUGGCUUCAAGAAAUGGAUUUGAAAUGGAAGACAUUCGAUGUUGCGAAAGACGGCGGCUUGCCCGCUGUAGUUGGCAAUGUUGCUGAUCAAUUGGAAUACAUUCUUUACAAGGCCACGCGACAAUCACCCGAGCAUAUCAAAAUAAAAAGCGGAAUGUUUGAGGAUUCCCAGGUGUACAGUGCAUUUGUUCUUGAUAUAGUCAAAACCACGACAUUGCUCGAACCGAGAAAGUUGGCGUUCACUACAGGUUCUGCAGAAACGUCUAGCAUUCUCAGCAGUCGAAGUCAAUAUGAUCUUGUCUGGCAGCUACACAGUUUCUUUUCGUUCUUUACUGACCUUCGCAAUCUUCCCGAGCAGACUCUUCCCAAGCUUCUCUUCUUACUAUCUCGGCAACCCGCUUCAGCCAAGUUAAUUGAUUAUUCCCCGACCCGCUUUAGGCGAACCAAUGACGAAGCUUUGAGCAGAUUGAGGGAGUUAUGGGAAGUCUAUCAUGACUGGAAACCUCCUACUAAAGCACUCAAACAACUUCAGCGUAUCCUAAGCUUUCUUUCCCUCUACCCAUCUAGUGUGCGCUUUCAAUCUGACAUGAAUCGUACCAAAUGUUGA
Messenger RNA from Lachancea thermotolerans CBS 6340, 2232 nucleotides. RefSeq names its product Cvm1p (gene CVM1). The record is from RefSeq and is a predicted model, not a curated record. Lineage: Eukaryota; Fungi; Ascomycota; Saccharomycetes; Saccharomycetales; Saccharomycetaceae. The coding region runs from base 1 to 2232 and encodes 743 amino acids. The transcript has a single exon.